AUCUGCUUCUAAGACAUUGCUGGUGUCUCCCUUCCUCAUGGCUGGGGCUGUUGCCUUUCACUGCCAGCACCCUCAAGUUCCCCCACCUAUUGAGGUAGAUGGGUGGAAUUUCUAGGCCACUUUCCAUCAAUUAGCCUGUGGUCUCUGUGCAUUUAAUCAGAAUCAUGGGAUUGUUUGAUAAGCUAGCAGGAUGGCUUGGUCUGAAGAAGAAGGAGGUUCAUGUUUUGUGCCUUGGGUUGGACAAUAGUGGCAAAACAACUAUCAUUAAUAAACUUAAACCUUCAAAUGCUCAAACUCAAGACAUAGUUCCAACAAUAGGAUUCAGUAUAGAAAAAUUCAAGACAUCCAGUUUGUCUUUCACCGUGUUUGACAUGUCAGGUCAAGGCAGAUACAGAAACCUGUGGGAACAUUACUACAAAGAAGGCCAGGCCAUUAUUUUUGUCAUUGAUAGCAGUGAUAAAUUAAGAAUGGUUGUGGCCAAAGAAGAACUUGACACCCUCCUGAAUCAUCCAGCCAUAAAGGUAUUUGAGUUGGGGAGGGAUUUCAAAACUUACCAGAAAAUUUGUGAGCACUCCCAAAGCAUGCGGCUGAGGCCACGUGACCCAACAGUGUGCGUCUUGGUAGGAUACAACCUUCAAAGAACCACAAUGACAGAUAUCAAACACCGUAGACUACCUAUCUUGUUCUUUGCUAACAAGAUGGACCUCAGGGAUGCGGUAUCAUCUGUGAAAGUCUCUCAGUUACUGUCUUUAGAGAACAUCAAAGAUAAACCAUGGCAUAUCUGUGCUAGUGAUGCGCUUAAAGGAGAAGGGUUACAAGAAGGUGUAGAUUGGCUCCAAGAUCAGAUCCAAGCAAUGAAGACAUGAGAGGCCAGUAAGAUAAAAGACCUGUCAUGCAUUAACUUUGGCAGUAGAUGGUACAAGCCCCUGGAACAGGAAGGAAGACUUAAAACAAAAAAACCCUAAAUACAGUGCAUUCUGUUGUUUUCUUUCAUUAUCUUUUACAAGGGCCCAAGAGGAGUAAGCUUUUUAGAAAAUGUAGUGCCUCAGGUAUGUACAUAUAUGAGUUAAAUUAAAUCUUUGCUAAGUCUGGAGAAAAUACUAAAAUUAACACACUUAAUAAGUAAGCAUCUGCAGUCAUUUAAGUUUUAUUGUGAAAUACAAUGUAAGCAUAUAAUACGUCAGAUUUUCAAAGUUACUAAUGAUUUCUGUGUGCCUGCAUAAUUUUUUGGGAGUCCAAACUUGAGAUAUCUUUUAAAGAAGACUCUUUCAGAAUGUGGAUGUGCAGCAGUUCGUGAAAAGUCGGUUCCCAUAAGGUGUCUCAAGAAGGACAUUCAAAAUCAGUAGUCACUUCUGAAAAUCUUGUCCCUGGUUUUAGCUUUUUAAAGUAUUUUUGUAACAUUGCAGAUUAAAAUGUGGUAUUUGUUUGUUAUAAAUGAUUGCAGAUGUUUUUAAGGAAUUGCUCAUAUUGUAAUGUAUGGUUAUAUUGUAAUGUAACAGCUGUACACACAGUCCUAUCAAUAAAAUAUAAGAUGUACAACA
Mauremys mutica (yellowpond turtle) is the source of this 1541-nucleotide messenger RNA. RefSeq names its product ADP ribosylation factor like GTPase 6 (gene ARL6). Gene Ontology annotation, cellular component: axoneme; cytoplasm. The coding region runs from base 165 to 866 and encodes 233 amino acids. Gene Ontology annotation, biological process: cilium assembly; vesicle-mediated transport; intracellular protein transport. The record is from RefSeq and is a predicted model, not a curated record. The transcript has 9 exons. NCBI's taxonomy places the organism in Eukaryota, Metazoa, Chordata, Testudines, Geoemydidae. Gene Ontology annotation, molecular function: GTPase activity; GTP binding.